This is a messenger RNA of Lolium perenne, 3188 nucleotides long. The record is from RefSeq and is a predicted model, not a curated record. Lineage: Eukaryota; Viridiplantae; Streptophyta; Magnoliopsida; Poales; Poaceae.
GAGUGGAUGCAGUUUGGACGGUUGGUGGGAUCCACGACACCACGUGUCGAGAGGAGGAGCCGGGGGACGAGACACGCGAUCCCCCGGAUGAUGUACAGCGUUUUCCUUAACUUUUCCGUUCCCAAUCCCCAACCCCAAUCACCGCCAUGGCAUCGACGAUGGGGCGACUCUGGCUCGUCGAGACUUCUAGCCGUUUUGGAGGAAUUAAUGGAGGAGGAGAUCAUGAUUCAUUGAUUCCCAAGAAAUCUCUCCCCAAUUUGCAACGGCAAAAGAUUGAAGAAAGGGGGAAAUCAGGAGGGGAAUCGCCGAAUCAGCAACAGCACGCAGCUGGGCAGGGGCAGGUAGGCGGCCGGCGCGGCGGCGGCAACGCCCGGCGGCCAGCAGCAGGGGCCAGCACAGCAUCAUCUUGGCUGCAGCCUCCAGGUGCAUUCGUUUCAACUUUUAAUUGUAUGUCCUAAUUUAUUUUGUGUAGUGCCAACAUGUCAUCGAGAAAGUAUAUGUCAGGUCAUGAAAAGCGAGAAAAGCGAAAGCGGGUAGAUGAGCUAUUAGAAUCCCAAAAGGGUUCCAUUGAGAAAUUUAUUAGGAAAAAUGCAAGUUCUGCUAGUAAUUCUCAAGAACUAGCUCUAGCAAUUGUCGAACAUCCCAAUGAAAAUUUAGAUGCGAACAAUGCUAGUGGUCAUGAAAAUUCAGGCGAAGAUGAUAAUUCCGAUCGGGAUGAUAAAAAUGUGAGUGACCAUGAACCAGAGCAACAACAUUUUACCAUGAAUAUUUACGAUCCAGCAAAUUGGGAUAACUUAAAUGAUAAAUUAAGGGAUAUGUUAGUGGAGAAGGGACCUAUAAGAGAAAAAAACCUUGUUUUUCUUUUAGAUGAUUCCGGUAGGCAUUUUUCAUAUUCUUACUAUUCUAAAAAACUAAGCAAUGGAGAAGUUCAUGAUCGAGAAUGGCUAGUAUAUUCAAAGCGCGUCGACAAGGUGUUUUGCUUUUGCCGUAAGCUUUUCAAGUUAACAAAUAACAAGAGCGCAUUAGCAAGGGAUGGAGUGGGAGAUUGGAGACACCUUAGUGAGAGGAUUAAAGAUCACGAAAAUAGUGUUGAGCAUAUUAGUAAUAUGAGCAAUUGGAAUGAGUUGAGAAUUAGACUAGGAAACAACCAAACCAUUGAUAGAGAUUUGCAAAAGAUAUUCGCAAAGGAGAAAGAACGCUUGAAACAAGUUUUGCGAAGAAUAAUUGCUGUUGUAAAAUAUCUUGGAAAACGAAAUUUGGCAUUUCGGGGAUCUAGUGAGAAGCUUUACAAUGACAAUAAUGGAAAUUUCUUAGCGACCGUUGAGAUGAUUGCCGAGUUUGACAUGGUAAUGCAAGAUCAUCUUAGACGCAUUGAAAAUAAUGAAAUUCAUCAUCAUUACCUUAGCCAUUCAAUUCAAAACGAGUUGAUCUCUCUUUUAGCAUCAACUGUUACAACUUCUAUUAUAAAAAUUGUUAAAGAGGCCAAGUAUUUUUCCAUUAUCCUUGAUUGUACUCCGGAUGUGAGUCACGAGGAGCAAAUGACUCUACUUGUUCGAUGUGUUAACUUGUCAAAUAAAAAGAUGAAAAUUGAAGAGUUCUUUCUAGGGUUCCUUAAGGUAAAUGAUACAUCCGGGUUGGGUCUUUUUAAUGAAUUGCUUGCUGCGAUGAACUCUUUUGGUCUUAAUAUUGAUGAUGUGAGAGGACAAGGUUACGAUAAUGGUUCAAACAUGAAAGGGAAAAAUCAAGGGGUACAAAAACGAUUACUUGGUAUUAAUCCAAGAGCGUUAUAUAUGCCAUGUGCUUGUCAUAGUCUUAAUCUCACACUUUGUGACAUGGCGAAUUCAUGUAGUAAAGCUAUUACGUUCUUUGGCAUUGUCCAACGAAUAUAUGUACUGUUUUCAAGUUUAACUAAAAGAUGGAAAGUUCUCCUUGACCAUGUUCCAAGUUUCACUCUAAAAUCUUUGUCUAAUACUCGUUGGGAGAGUAGGAUUAAAAGUAUCAAGGCUAUUAGAUUUCAAGCUCCUCAACUAAGGUCAGCUUUAUUAGAAUUAUCUAAAUCUGGUGAUGAUGCCAUGGCGAGAAGCAAUGCUAAAACUUUAUAUGAUGUGAUUGGUACUUUUGAGUUUUUACUUAGCAUGGUUAUUUGGCAUGAUAUUUUGUUUUACGUAAAUAUGGUGAGCAAAACAUUGCAAUCCCCAUCCAUGUGCAUUGACUCAACCUUGAAACAGAUUGAGGGCAUAAUGGAAUUUUUUGGUAAGUAUAGAAGUACAGGCUUUUCAGCUAGUUUGAUUAUUGCCAAAGAACUUGCAAAUGAUAUGAAAAUGCAACCAUCAUUUCCAAUAAAACGGCGUGUUACUAGAAAAAAACAUUUUGAUGAAAGUGAUGAUGACGCUAACAAUGAAGAGGUCCUAGCUGCACAAAAAGCUUUCCAAGUUGAUUUCUUUUAUGUUAUGGUGGACAAGGCAAAUACUUCAUUGAAAAAUAGAUUUGAGGAACUUUGAGUUUUCAAAGAAAUAUUUGGAUUUAUGCUUAGAUCAUCAAAUCUGAAGUCACUGGAUGAUGUUGAGAUACAAAAAUGUUGCAAAAAAUUUGCUAAAACUUUCUCUCGUAAAGAUCCAAUCUCUCAUAAAGAUGUAUUUGAUGUUGACCCUGAUGAUCUUUUUUCAGAAUUAAGAAUGUUGCAAAUGACCUUACCAGAUGAACCUAUGUGUGCUGCAGAGAUGUUUGAGUUUGUUAGAAGCAUAAAUUGUUUUCCAAACAUUGCUGUUGCUUAUAGAAUUUUAUUACCGUACCCGUGACAGUAGCUUCAGCUGAAAGAAGCUUUUCAAAACUGAAAUUGUUAAAAAACUACCUACGAUCAGCAAUGUCACAAGAGAGAUUGAAUGGUCUAGCUACUAUAUGCAUUGAGAAGGGCCUAUUGGACCAGAUUAAUGUUGAUAAUAUUAUCAAUGACUUUGCCUCAACAAAUUUUAGAAAAAAACGGUUUACAUAAUUCUUGUCUAUUUUGCAAGUCAAUACAAGAUCAGAGUACAAGAUGGAGUGUUGGCAGGAGACCUGGAGUGCAAGAGCAAGUGUGAGCAGGAGCACGAGCUAGAAUUUGAGCUGAAAUGCAAUAAGAUGUGAGUAGCGGCCAAAAUUGUAUUCAAUGAUUAAAUUUCUAUGAAAUAAAACAUCAGAAAUCAUCUCUA